AUGGAAAGAUUGAACGGUAUUGUGAAACAAGUAAUAUCCGCAGAUACCUAUGUUUUAAUAGGUGCCAAAAAAGGCGGAGUAUCACAGGAAAGGCAAAUAAAUUUGGCUUGCUUACAAUGCCCAAGAUUAUUUAUGAAGAGCCAAAAUACUGAAAAGGCUGAAGAUCCAUUAGCUUGGGAAAGUAGAGAAUUUAUAAGAAAAUUGAUUAUAGGAAAAAAUGUUAGUUUUUGUCUUGAAUAUACUUAUAAUAAUCGACAGUUUUGUAGUGUAUUUUAUGAAGAACAGAAUCUAGCUAUUUUAUUAUUGGAAAAAGGUUAUGCUACUUUAGUAUCAAAUAAAAAUGUAAAGAGCAAUGUAUAUGCUGAUUUAGAACCUUAUUAUGUACAGGCAAAAGAAAGACAAGUUGGUAUUUUUGGUAGUAAUAUUAAAUCAUAUGUUCGAAACAUUGUAUACUGUUAUAAUGAUAAGAAUGAAAAUAAAAAGGUUUAUGAUUUAUUUGUUAAUAAAAGAUUAAAGUGUGUUGUUGAGCAUAUAAGAGAUGGAGCCAAUUUUCGUGUAUAUGCAGAAGAAGAGGCCAUAAACGAAAAAAGAGAAGUUCUAGAUACUAAUAACAACAAUAAUAAUAAUAUUAAUAAUAUUAAUAAUAAUAAUAGUAGUGGUGAUAAGAAUAAAAAAAAUAAAAAAAACCAAAAUAACAGUAAUAAUAAUAAUGAUAAUAAAACAGAAUUAAAUGGAAUGGUUGAAGAAGAUACAGGAAAUUCUAAAAAAAAAAAUAAGAAUAAAAAUAAGAAAAAAACAAACCAAGAUGAAAACACUGAAUCUAAUUUAAAUACAAAUGAAAAAUAUUUAACCAUGUAUUAUUUUUCUUUUUCAUUGUGUGGUAUUAUUGUAGAUAUGUUUAAAAAAGAAAUGGUAGAUAAUGAAGAGACUGUGAAGGAAGAAUUAUAUGCAAUGGAAACAAAAAGGUUUGUAGAAUCACGUUUAUUAAAUAGAGAUAUAGAGAUAGAAAUAAAACAUAUUGAUAAUAAUUUUAAUUUAUAUGCAAAUAUUUAUUAUAAGUUAGGAAAUAUUUGUACUUUAUUAUUAAAAAGUGGAUAUGCAUAUAUUAAUGAGUAUACUAUAAAAUUUGUACCAAAUCCUAUAGAAUAUAAAAAAGCUUUAGAUGAAGCUAUACAAUUAAGGAAGAAAAAAUGGAUUAAUUACACUGAAAAAGAAAUUGAUUAUGAAAAAGAAUAUUUCUCAACGGUUAUAGAGGUUUUAUAUGGAGAUGUUAUUAUUAUAGAUUAUAAAAAUGAAGAAAGGAGAUUAUAUUUAGCAUCAGUAAAAUGUGAGAAACAUAAUAAUACAGAUAUUAAAUUAAAUACAUUAUGCUUAAUGGCCAAAGAUUGUUUAAAGUCACAAAUAGCAGGAGAACAAAUAAAAAUUAUAACUGAAUAUGUUAAAACACCACAGAGUAAUAGUGAUGGUUAUAUUCCACAAUGCUCAGAUGAUAAAGGAAGAAUGCAUUUUGUAAGUAUAUAUAAAAUACAAAAGAAAAAAAAAAAUAACCAAAAUAAAAAUCAUGUAAAUGAUGAUGUAUAUGAUGGGUUCACAAGUAAAUGGAACGAAAAAAAAAACACAAAAGGAAAUAGUAAAACAUCAUUAACACAUAAUAAUAAUAAUAAUAAUAGUGGUAGUGGUACAUCCAAAUUAAACAACAACUCAAAGAAAAAAAAUAUGAAAAAAAAUUCUAAAAAGAUGAAUACAACAGAAGAUGAUAAUGAAGCGGGACUAUAUAAUAAUGAUUCAGAUGAUGAAGAAGAAGAAUAUAUUAAUUUAAACGAAGAAUUAGUUGCUAAGGGACUAGCGAAAGUAUUAAAUCACAGACAAGACGAUGAUAAGGCUAGUAAUUAUUUCAGAUUACAAGAAUUAGAAAAAGAGGCCGAAGAAAAGAAAUUAGGAAGAUUUAAUCCUCAUUUAGAAAUUAUCAAAAUUAAUAAUAUUAGUGGAAAUGAAAAUGCUUUAAGAGCCAGAUCAUUUGAAAAUACUUUAAAUAAAUAUAAUAACUUAAAUGCUUAUGUUGAUUUUAUUUAUGGUGCUAACAAAUAUAAAUUAUAUAUCCCAUCACAAAAUCUAUUAAUAAAUUUUAUAUUACUAGGAAUCACUGUAGAGAAAAUAAAUUUAAAAGAUUUAAACAAUAUGGAAUUAAAAAUAAAGAAUAAAAAUAAUAUAAAUGGAUUGGAAAAUAAUGAAAAAAAUAAUUUAUUGAAUGGGGAUGCUGAUUUGAUAAAAAAUACUAAUAAAAAAGAGAAAUUAGAAUAUAAAGAAAUAGCAGUUCAAGCAUAUAAAUAUACAAGAAAGAUGUUAAUGCAAAGGAUGGUGCAAAUAUCUAUUAUUACAUGUGAUAAAGGUGGGAAUUUUAUAGGUUUAUUAAAAUAUCAGAAUAAAGAUUUCUCCAUGCAUUUACUUUCAUUAGGUUAUGGUGUAUUAAAUGAAAUCGGUUUAAAUAAUACAAGUGAAAGAAAUAAUUUUGUAAAAGCAGCUGAAGAAGCUAAAAUUCAAAAGAAAAAUAUAUGGUCUUUAGAAAAAUCAGAGUAUACAGAUAAUUUAUUAAAAACAGAGAGUGAUUUAACAGCAUAUGAUAAUAUAUAUUAUUGUUCACAUGUAGAAGACAUUAAUAAUAUUUCUCUUCAAUUAAAAAAUAGAAAAGAAGAAUUAUUAACAUUACAAAGAGAAUUAAAUAAAAAAGCAAAUUUAGAAUCAUCAAAUCUAAAUGAAAUAAAUAAAAAUACAUUAGUACUAGCCAAAUAUAGUGAUAAUUGUUAUUAUAGAGCAAUAGUAUUACAAGUAAAUAAAAAUAAAAAAAAAGUACUUGUAAAAUAUAUUGAUUUUGGUAAUGAAUAUGAAUUAGAUUUUGUUGAUAUCAAAAAAUUAAAUGAACAAUUUAAUUUAAAAAAUUAUGCACCUUUCUCAUUCAAAGUUUCUUUAGCAGGUUUAAAAAUACCUAGUGAAAAUAAAGCAGAUUUAAUUGUAUAUAUAAAAAAAUUUUUACUUGAUAAAUUCUUAUAUGUCAAAUUUGAAAAAAAAGAAGCUAAUUUAUUUCAUGUCGUAUUCUAUGAUUAUGAACAAUUUAAUACAAAUAAAAAUAUCAAAAGUGUAAAUGAAGAAAUUGUAUAUAACGGUGUAUGUUAUGUUGAUAAUAGUAGUGAUACAAAGAUAUUUGAAAAAUUAAAGAAGGAAGAAGUAUUAGCAAAAAAAAGUAAACAUGUUAUAUGGUCUUAUGGAGAUAUAGACUACGACGAUGAAAAUUGA
This is a messenger RNA of Plasmodium adleri (nom. inval.), 3291 nucleotides long. RefSeq names its product tudor staphylococcal nuclease. Gene Ontology annotation, molecular function: nuclease activity; RNA binding. Bases 1 to 3291 code for a protein of 1096 amino acids. NCBI's taxonomy places the organism in Eukaryota, Apicomplexa, Aconoidasida, Haemosporida, Plasmodiidae. Gene Ontology annotation, cellular component: nucleus; cytosol. Gene Ontology annotation, biological process: mRNA catabolic process. The record is from RefSeq and is a predicted model, not a curated record. The transcript has 2 exons.